Endocarpon pusillum Z07020 is the source of this 1029-nucleotide messenger RNA. RefSeq lists its product as uncharacterized. The record is from RefSeq and is a predicted model, not a curated record. The coding region runs from base 1 to 1029 and encodes 342 amino acids. NCBI's taxonomy places the organism in Eukaryota, Fungi, Ascomycota, Eurotiomycetes, Verrucariales, Verrucariaceae. The transcript has 3 exons.
AUGGCGGGAAAACAUGCAUACGGCACCUUUCGACGUCGACGCCAGAUUUCAGACGUGGAAGCUGCCUUUAACCUCUCGAACAACUCUGCAGCAAAAGACUCUAGCUCGAGCGCCCGGAAAGAGAUUCAACUCAGUAAUCAAGCAAACGUAGGGCUCAUAGUGGCGAAAAAAUCCUCUGAUAAACCCCUGGACAGGAGAGAAGCCGACUUUUUCGAGAAAUUUCAACGGAAAUGGGAGAACCCUCAAUACCCUUAUUGCCUCUUUCUUUGCUACGACAAGGGUAGCAGAGAUCAAAGGACGGUACCAGUACUGGUCCAAGAUCCGGAGGACGAAAAGCGGAUCUAUAUAGAUUUGAGUCGGACCUGGUACGGAAAGUAUGGCUGGUGGUCGAGAUACGUUCCGUUCUACGGUUUAAUAAGUCUAGACGAAGUCGAGUUUCGCUUCUUAAGAGAGCAAGACAAUGACUACUCCGUCAUCAUUCAGGAGCUGGAUCUCUUCAAAGUCAAAGAAGAACUCAAGCACGAUCUGGAAAUUGCCGAAGGGGUAGUCGGUCAUACCGAAGAUCCUUCGUACCCUAUACCAUGUUAUGAAGACGCCGCUGAUGGACAUUGGAUUCACGAUCCUAAAUGCUUAGCCCCAAGUGGAGCGUUAACAUGCGGCUACCAUAAGAGACAGGAUUGCGAACGAAGGCGCGAUAGACUAGAAUUACGAUCAUUGCUACUUUUAUGCUUUGAGGACCCGGGGAAAGCUGUUGACCAGAGAACGUUGGAAGGCAUGGCCAAUGGUGGUUGCAUCUACAGAGUCUCCGAAAUCGGAAACUACCAAUUUCAUCGAUCACGUGUGGCAGAACGCACUUUCCGAGGCUUGAUGAUUCGCACUGGCUGGAAGUUGAAGCGGCUCGAUACUAGCACAGUAGCAUUGAUGAUUGUCAUGUUGUGGAAGGUGACGGGAGGUAGUUGGGAAGCAGCUUUCGCCGCCGGUGCAUUCUACAUCAUGCUUGUGAACCUAUCGCCGAUGGUUCGGAAGUAG